AUGAAAAUUCUUACUACUCUCUUCCUGCUGCUUAGUCUGACUUUUACAAUUCAGGCAACAAAAGUUAACCUAUUGCUAAAUUCUAAAGCAAAAUCAGAAGAAAAGAUAUAAUAGUACAAUACUGCGCUAGUACUCUAUUCUAAGAAAAUAUGUGUAAUCACUGAUCCAACUGAUUUUUUAAAUGGCUCAUCUUGCGGCUUCGAAGCUGAAAUUCAACAAGCAAAUGGUUAAAUGAUCGUUAAAAGAUGUGUAUUAAAAACUAAUGUUAUGUGCUAUAAUAAUGCUUCUUGCGAUAGAUACAGAUUUGUCUCCUUAAAUGACUCAUGCUGGAAGACAGUUUGA
Molecule: messenger RNA, 342 nt
Organism: Stylonychia lemnae
Lineage: Eukaryota; Ciliophora; Spirotrichea; Sporadotrichida; Oxytrichidae
Source: the annotation of a GenBank genome assembly